GGUUCCAGUCCAUAGAGGGAAGGCAUCUCAAGUUUGAUAAAACGCAUAGUGCCAUUUCAGUCUCAAUAACAAAUGUUGCCGACGAAUCAGGGUCGACUCCACCCUCCACCGGCCGCGACAUCGAAAAGGUGGGAAUUAAUAAAAGCUGAAAAAGACAGCGGAACUCUGUUCUUCUACAAUCUUUCAACUCAAACCUCAACUUGUCUACCAUUCUCAACUAUCAAGCUCCAUUGUCAUCAGUCAUGUACAGGAACGUUGCUUCACGUCUUAGGACCUUUAGGGUUUGUUUGUAUCUUUUUCUUCUUCCAUUUCCCUUUAUCAAUUUAUUGUUAUGCCCUAGAUCUCAUCACUUAUUCUUGAUUGUAACAAAAUUACCUUGAUUUUUCAAUUGAUUAGUGCCUAUGCAAAAUCUGGUUAUCUGAUAGUUUGAGUUUUAUUAGGUCCAUUCGUGCAGCAGACUACCUGUCAGAUUUGCCAGUUCUGUUGCCUCGAAACAAUCCUCUUCUGGUUUAUUUGGAUGGCCCACCAGAGAACGAUCCAAUUCUGUUAGCGAUCAUAAAAUUCAAUGCAAAAAGUGCAACAAUAUAUUUCAGCUAGGAUGAAUCUGACUCUGCUAACAUUUUCUGCCCAAAUAUUCUCAAGUGCCUUGGCAAAUCCUCUUUUAGCUUCAGAAUCAGCAGUAAAUAAUCUAAAUGGUACAAUUCUGGAGGAGUUUGUUGCUGAGAACUAUACAGCACCUCGGAUAGUACUUGCAGCUUCUGGUGUUGAACACGGGGAAUUGUUAUCUGUUGUAGAACCUCUUCUGUCUGAUUUACUUAGUGUUCCACGUCCAGAGGAACCAAAAUCAGUAUAUACUGGAGGUGAUUAUAGAUGUCAAAGUGAAUCAGGGAGAACCCAUUUUGCUCUAGCAUUUGAACUUCCUGGUGGCUGGCAUAAGUUGAAGGAUUCUAUGGUUUUGACUGUUCUUCAGAUGCUAUUGGGAGGUGGUGGAUCGUUCUCGGCUGGUGGCCCUGGUAAAGGAAUGUAUUCAAGGCUGUAUCUUAAUGUUCUGAAUGAAUAUCCACAAGUUCAUUCAAUUUCAGCAUUCAACAAUAUUUACAAUAACACCGGCAUUUUUGGUAUCCAAGUUACAACGAUAUUUAUAGAUCGAUCAUCAUUGCCGCUAGAAGACAUAAACAUCAUUAGGGAGCAAUGGACCACAUUUUUUAUUGAUCAUUACUUUAAAUAGUUUGGACUUAUGUUUUAUAGUAUUGCUUUAACUAGUUAGAACUUACAUUUCAUUGAGCAAUGUAGUCCAUUAAUGUAUUACAUGUAUUUAAAACUAUUCAAUUAUAUAUAUAUCAUUGACAUUUAUCAUGUCGUCA
This is a messenger RNA of Cajanus cajan (pigeon pea), 1364 nucleotides long. Its product is annotated as mitochondrial-processing peptidase subunit alpha. Gene Ontology annotation, cellular component: mitochondrion. The record is from RefSeq and is a predicted model, not a curated record. Gene Ontology annotation, molecular function: metal ion binding. Lineage: Eukaryota; Viridiplantae; Streptophyta; Magnoliopsida; Fabales; Fabaceae.